AUGCUGUCAUUGUGUAUUUUGCCAAAGUUCACAGGGGAAAAGUUUGGACAGGUAGAGAAGACUGAGCUGGAUGCCCAUUUUGAGAGUCUGCUCAGCCGUGCUGAUUCCACUAAAAACUGGACAGAGAAAAUCUUCAGGCAGACAGAGUGUCUGCUGCAGCCCAACCCAAGUAAGGCCCGGCAUACACACUGAACUCCCACCCCUACUUAAUGCAAACACACACACAUAUACACAGGAUAGAAGGACCAAAAACACAUUAGAUUAAAACUGUAAAAAAAAAAACGUUUUAUGUGAAACAUGGUGGUUACAUGGUGAUAGAGAGCAGGGAGCUCUAACCUGUGACUUUCUGAUUUUCCAUGCUACAGUUGACCACACUGGUGAGUAUCCCUCCCUCCCAUAGUGCCCUGUUGUGGAAUCUUUUCAUCCGUAUGGUCUGUAGUGCAGCUCUAUGCAGUAUUGGGCAUUUUCAAGCACCAGUCUGUUCUAACACUUGGUCUGUGGGUAUGAAAACCUGUUGAUUAUCCUCUAUGGCAAGCGGUAGCCUACUUAUUAGUGAGCAGCUCAACAGCUGUGUCAGCUGUAACAUGCAGCAAUUCAUUCCUCAGAAACAUGCAUUUACCAUGUUUGGGAUAAAUAUGUUAGUCUCUCUACAAAGGCAUUAUCUGAGUGAAAUAACAUUUAUCUCCACAACGACUUCAUUCUACACCUCGUUCCCACCAUGUUGAAUUACAAUACUGUACAUUCUCAUUUUGGCCAUUUUCUUACUUUGCUUUGGCAUUCUUCUCUCCCACCAAUUUCCAUUCUCAGACUAGGUUUCAUAGUGUCCAUCAGUGACAACUGUUUUUUGCCAGGCCUCUCUUGAAGCAUGCCCCCUCUUUCUAUCUGCAGGUGCCAGGAUUGAGGAGUUCCUGUAUGAGAAGCUUGACAGAACGGUUCCCUCCAGACCAAAUAAUGGAGAACUACUGGGUCAUUACAUGCAGGAUGCGGCAAAAGAUUUUGGACCUGGAACUCCAUAUGGUGUGUGACUCAGGCUUUGUGUACACUUAUUCUUCCCAGGUGGUCUAAAUCUGGUUUGUUUGAGCGGAUUGGCCAGUGAUCAUUUCAUUUUUGAGAGAGGAAGCCGACACCGUGCCUUGGGCCCCAUUCAAAUCCAUUAAUACAAUUUUCUGGAAAGUGCGUUUACACACUUACCCAAUACAUCUUCACUCUGUGACCUCACCCUUAUGCAUGCUAUAAGAAAAGCUCAAACCAUUUGUGGUAUAUCCCUGUGAGAAAAGAUCUCCAUAGUUGAUACAGGAUAUUGAUUUUAGAUUACAUUAGAAGUCAGUCACAGGUUGCAGGUGUAAUUACAGGGUACAGUGAAAAUCUUAAGCUCUGAGCUCCAACAUAUGGUAUUUUUCCAAUAGUUUGUAGUGUAUAACUCUUUCGAAAGCCUUUGUUUAUACUGAUGAUUUCACCGUAAGGUGAGUGAGCAGUGAGAUUGGUGAUGAUAGCUGUUGUGAGCGUUAGUGAAUUGGUCUCCUCCCACCCCUUCACUUCCCUGCCCUCCAGGCUGUCUCAUGUCUGUCAGGCCAAUAAAUCGGCCUCUCUCCUUCACUGUCCUGAGGAUCAAUAGUUCUCUCUCUCUCACUCUCUCUCUCUUCUAUGUGGAUGUUGUUGAGAGCUGCAGGCUUGGCUCUGAUGCGCAGAAUGUUUAUGCAGAAAUUAGUUUAUUAGGUGUUGUGGAAAAUAACCACUAUACUGUAUUACAAAUAAGGUCUUACAUAGUUUUUGUUGCAUCAAGAAAUGACUUUAUUAAAGUUUCAACAAAGCCGAUACCAGUCUGCAGAGUGGCACCCCGUUCUCUCUCCCUUACAUCACAUUAUAUACCAUCAUCCCCAACUCUUCUAGCUCUAAAUCCCUCCCUCUUCAGUUUCCCGCUCUUUAUCACUCCACGCCCACUUCCUUUGUCUCUGAGGGGGGCUAAACCUAACAUACACAAACCUCACCCCAUCAUGCUGUAAUCAAUCAAGAAGAUACCAAGGAGACCAAGGUCUAGCCCAAACUCCAUUCAACCCUGGUGCCACUCCCUUCACUGUGUUUGACGAGAGAGACAAGUUUCAGUCUCUCAUCAGAUAAGACAGCCAUGGAUUUAAGUAAGAGCAAGCAAUUUGACCCUAGGGCAGAUUCCCUCUCUACUCACCCACACAGUGAAAUUAUGACCCAAUACAAUUCCUGGCCCAGUAACAAAGAAUUCUAACUUUAUGCUCUUGAUUAACCCAGUUCUACCUCAUAGUCCAUUAAACUCUACAGUUCAUUACUAAUAAUUCACCACAUAGGCUGCCUGUCUGUGGUGCUUUUCUCCUUCAGUUGAAGAAAUGUAACUCAGUCACAGAGACCUGAGUACUGGGCCAUGUACAGUUUCAUUUAGAGCUCUGCAGUACUGCUGCUUAGCAAGGAUUUGAUUUAUAAAUUAAUUCCAUUAUUUUAGAAUGAUUUUAAAUCAUUUGUUUUCUAAUUAAUUAAUUUGUACAUCAUGUCACAAAGCAGACAGCUGUGUGGAGCAGUGGAAACCCCUGUGGAAACCCCUUAUUGGCAUACAGAUCAAUACAUCACUCAUCAAUCCCAUUCUCUCCUCUCCUGCAAUAGUAACUAGAUGGGCACUGAGCUGCUCUAAUCAGGUCGUUAGUGGCCUGUUUCUCAGUUGUGGGUUUUAGUGAUGCAACCUUCUGUGUGUGGGUGUAGUAGUGGCUCCUCAAAGCAAUGACGUGUAGAAAAACAAUUAUAGUUCCUCAGUAUAAGAAUGCAGUCUGUCCAUGUUUUCCAACAAAUAACCUACACAGAUAUUCAUACUUCAAAUUACACAAGUAGUAGGCCUGUUUGAUGCUAUUAUCCUUGCUAUGUGGUAUUCAGCAGGUAUCCCUGUACUCCUUUAGUCUGUUUUACAUCUGAGGAAACCACAACGUUCAAAGGGGGAAUUUGAGUUUCUGCUUUUUUUGAUAGGUCAUGUCAAGAAUGUUGCUACUCUGGAGGUUCCCUCUCUGUUUCCUUCCCACUUUCACAGGUAUUAAGUAGUUGGGCAUGUAAAAGACACAGAAACGAAACUUAAGAACAGGAAGCAUAGAAAUAGCGCACAUUGAACAGAUCUACCGCUUCUUAGACUUGUUUUCAAUGAGAAUGACAGAUCUAUUACACACAUUUCUAUGUGAAUUUGGGUGACCCAAAAAGUUGCAUAUUGCAGCUUUAAUGUUUGAGAUCCUAAACUGGUUGUGUUGCACUACCAAGUCCUAUUGGUCUCGACUUUGUCUAUCUGUAUUCCUCUGAUAAGUAUUAAGUCAUUUCUCUGAUAAGUAUUAAGUCAUUCCUAAGUAAUAAGUCAGACACUUAGACCUAUAUUUCACAUAUUGUGUGUGGGUUCAUCAUAUGCUCAUUGUGUGUGUGUGUGUGUGUGUGUGUGUGUGUGCUAUAGGUAACACCCUGAUCAAGGUAGGCGACUGUGAGAGGAGACUAGGCGGUGCACAGAGAGAGUUCCUACAGACCUCCGCUAUCAGCUUCCUUGCCCCACUCAGGAACUUUCUGGAAGGAGACUGGAGGACCAUCUCAGUGAGUCUGGCUUUCUGGCCUCAGAGGGACAUCUUGGGAUUGCAUGCAGACCAGUGUAUAGACCAGGAUUGAAUACAAUGCUAAUCAACACCUUGGGAUUUACUUUACUACUUAUUACUGUAUGGAUGUAGCAGGACUUAAGGGCCUAGCCAAGUUAAACAUAGCCUGUAUGUGUGGGGUUAUGCCGUGCAGAGAGUUGCUGAUCUUCUCCUCCCUGUCUCAGAAAGAGAGGCGUCUCCUGGAGAACCGCAGACUGGACCUGGACUCCUGUAAAGCACGGCUGAAGAAAGCCAAACUAGCAGAGUCCAAGGCCGCGGUGAGUCCCCCCUCUACCCCCUGCCCUCCACCUCUCCCUGUGCCCCUUCAGCUGCAUCAUGUAACCAGCCUCCAGUUCAGCGUGAACUGCUACUGCUAACUAACAUCUUUCUCUGUUCUAAUUAUGUUCACAGUGUGAGGGAGAAGUGAGUAUUAGUGUAAAAUAUUGUCCACUUUAGUUCUUUAUUUUCCCUUUUUCUUUCUGACAUGCUCAUUGCCACCAUGAAAUCCAGUUGAAUCCAUGUUUGUUUUCCAAGCAUUGCUCAAUGAGAAGCCAAGAGAGGAAAAAAACAAAAACAGACUAGAGUUGUCUUGAAAGUGAAUGAAAUUAACUUGUGGCAUGGUACACUGGAGCAAACCCAUAUAUGACCCUAGAGUCAACAAAACUGAGUAGUACACAAAAGUAUUUGGAAAAUGCCUUUAAAUUGGACUAGUUUAUGGUUCCAAAGUGACAAACUGCAUCCAAUUUCCAAAUCUAUCCCCUCAUUAAAUCACAAAGGCCUAUUUGAGACCAGUAGUGAGAGGAGAGGCCCUGUCCCAUGUGAGUGCAGAUGACUGGGGUUGAGAGUCCUGAUUGCUAACAUGCUUGCGCUAUUAUACCAUGACCAGUGAAUGUCUAGCUUCACCUCACAUUCCCUGCUCCCACUCAGAGCAUUUGAAAUGUUUAGAUUUUUGGCUGAGUUUUUCCUUCAGCUCAAAGAUCUGAUUUGAUAAGCCAUUGUAUUAGCCAUUUGAGUAGUUGUUUUUCUGUAAUAACAUGAGUAAAUAAACAGAUAUACAGAGGAAAUACAUUUUCUUUCAGUUGUAGACUAAUAUCAAAUCAGAUAUUUGAAACCUGUAUGCAUGGUAAUUGCCACAUGAAGGCAUGCUAUUUUUGAAAUAUGUAUUUGUUUGUUUAGCCUACUUACACUAUAUAUACAAAAGUAUGUGGACACCCCUUCAAAUUAGUGGAUUUGGCUAUUUCAGCCACAACCGUUGCUGACACGUGUACAAAAUUGAGCACACAGCCAUGCAAUCUCCAUAGACAAACAUUGGCAGUAGAAUGGCCUUACUGAAGAGCUUAGUGGCACCGUUAUAGGGUGCCACCUUUACAACAAGUCAGCUCGUCAAAUUUCUGCCCUGCUAGAGCUGCCUCAGUCAACUGUAAGUGCUGUUAUUGUGAAGUGGAAUCUUCUAGGAGCAACAACAGCUCAGCCGCGAAGUGGUAGGCCACACAAGCUCACAGAACGGGACCGCUGAGUGUUGUAGCGCGUAAAAAUCGUCUGUCCUCUGUUUGCCACACUCACUACCGAGUUCCAAACUGCCUCUAGAAGCAACAUCAGCACAAGAACCGUUCGUCAGGAGCUUCAUGAAAUGAGUUUCCAUGGCCGAGCAGCCGCACACAAGCCUAAGAUCACCAUGCGCAAUGCCAACCAUCGGCUGGAGUGGUGUAAAGCUCACCGCCAUUAGACUCUAGAGCAGUGGAAAUGCGUUCUCUGGAGUGAUGAAUCACACUUCACCAUCUGGCAGUCCGACGGACGAAUCUGGGUUUGGCGGAUGUCAGGAGGACGCUACCAGCCCGACUGUAAAGUUUGGUGGAGGAGGAAUAAUGGUCUGGGGUUGUUUUUCAUUGUUCGGGCUAGGCCUCUUAGUUCCAGUGAAGGGAAAUCUUAACACUACAGAAUACAUUGACAUUCUAGACGAUUCUGUGCUUCCAACUUUGUGGCAACAGUUUGGGGAAGGCCCUUUCCUGUUUCAGCAUGACAAUGCCCCUGUGCACAAAGCGAGGUCCAUACAGAAAUGGUUUGUCGAGAUAGGUGUGGAAGAACUUCACUGGCCUGCACAGAGCCCGGACUUCAACCCCAUCAAAUACCUUUGGGAUGAAUUGAAACGCCGAAUGCGAGCCAGGCCUAAUCGCCCGACAUCAGUGCCCGACCUCACUAAUGCUCUUGUGGCUGAAUGGGACCAACUCCAUAUUAAUGCCCAUGAUUUUGGAAUGAGAUGUUCGACGAACAGGUGUCCACAUACUUUUGGUCAUGUAGUGUAUUUCUUUCCUGCAAAACAUUUGUCUUUUGAUACUUUAUUUACUUUGGGAUUUUCCACAUACUCAUACAUUUACAUAAAAUAUACAUUAAAGAUCAAACCAACAACUCAUCACCCAGAUAUAGCAUUCACAGUUCCAGUUCCUCUAUACUCCAUUAUAUUAUAGCUUAGCCUCUGUGAAGACAGGAACUAUUGUCCAGGUAUACUGAUGGUGAAUGACAUGAUGGUUGAAGGUUGGCUUCCUUUAUGGGCUAUGACACAUGACAGGCUGUGUACAGAUAAUGAUCUCACAUCCUGCUGUGUUUAUUUACACAUGCUGCAUAACCAUUAACAUUCUAGUCUAACGUGGCUUGGGACUCCCCAGGAGAUAUGCAGGUGUUGAAAGAUAUUUGGACCGGUCUCAGACUUGUCUCUGUAUAUCAGCAAGCAAAGAACAAAGGGUUUCGUUUUUGCUAUGUGUGCUUUCCUGUCACAUGACAUUCUUAAUUUUUUUGUUUUGUUUGUUGAUUUGUUUCUUUGGUUUGGUGCACACCAUACUGUAUGUGUAAACUCCUCUGCCAUGUCUGUAGGCUGUGCCUGAUUUUCAGGAGACCAGACCCAGGAAUUAUGUCCUCUCUGCCAGUGCAUCUGCGGUAAGGAGCUUAAACAGCCAGUCCACUCUACACUAACACUGUACAUGUAGCCUACUCUCACUGACCCUCAGUGUGCUCAUACCCUCGAGCAGCCUCUCCAUACACUCAGUGUACACAUGCGUCAUGUUGCAGGCAGAUAGAGACUACAGCCUACUGUUGAGAGUGCAGCUCCCCCUAGAGGUCCUAGAGCAGUGUUUCCCAAUCCUGGUCCUGGGGUUGCCUCGCGAGCCACCCUGAUCUAACAAGCUUUCAUGAAUUGUUCACUACACAGACAGAGAUCUGUGUAGCGAACCAUUCACGUAAACUCGCAAGAUAUUCUCUACACAGAUACAGAUAUGACAAAGUUGGCUCUUUUACAAUGGGGUCAUUGGAAAAUAAUGUUUGUUUUCCCCUAUUUGUGGGCGUGGUCCUUCUUAUGACGUGAAUAUCGUCUUGGAGUAUAAGUCACUAUAAUGUUAAUCAUGUCUGUCUUUGUGUUGUCACCCAUGACAACCAGGGUUGUAUACAAGACACACCAUGAGACAUAUUUAUUAACAUCACCAGAUUGCUUUCGGCAUAGUUUUACGGUAGUCCAUUAUCUAUCUAUGUGACACUUUUCGGACACACCCACAAAAGUAGUGUAAAUAUCUUCACAGGUGUUUCACUUCAAAUUAUCCAGAUAAAAUGUACUCUGAACACAGUACCAGAAUAUUUGGCAAAAGCUGCUGUUCUGAAUGCACUCUUGGGUUGAAAACGUAUGUUUCUUAACUGUCAUGUCAUCAGUCUCAAUCCAAUCUAAGAAUGUGUGUGUCUCCCCUGUGAUGUCAUCAGAAUGUGUCUCUCUCUCCCCUCUCUUGUUGUGCUGUGGCUUUUCAGCUCUGGAGUGAGGAGGUGGACAAAGUGAGUAUGACAUGUUUGGACACCAUCCUCACGUACUGUCUAAAUAAAUUAUUUAUUUACUUUUUAUCUUUGUUUCUAGAUAGUGUCUCUUUCCACAAGUUAUCACCCCCAGAGUUCACACAGGUGGACACAAAAACAAAACAGCUGAUAAAGGACAAUGGGGUGAUGUAAUAUUACAUGUAGGUGUUACCGCCACACCAGCGGUCACGAGUCAUGAAGGCAGUCAAAUUGAACGUGACCGUUUGGUCACGGUAAUUAGGCUUCUCCAAGCUCUGAUGCUGCUGAUCGUCAUUAGUAGCAUAACAAACUUGAUAACUGGCUGUUACUCAGCACUCUGUUGUCCCUCUAAUCACUCUGACAUCAAUGCAAAUGUAAUCGAAAUUCUAAUGAAACGCUUCAUGAGAGCCCAUGAGUUCAUGUUGCGCAACAUUUCUAUAGUCUAUGCAAUUGCACGAGAUCCCAUCAGCUUUCUAUAGGCUAGGCCUACUAUAUUUAUUUCUCAACUUUCCUAAUAUUAAGCACAUUGCUUAUCUUUACAACAGGAGUAUAGCCUACCUGGCUGGCAUGAAAAUGAACCAUGGGAAAAUCGUCCUCCAUUUGCUAUUUAAGUGCAUAGAUUACAUGUAUUUUUUCCCACUGCCCCUGUUUCGAGACGGGUGCAUGAUAAUAUAAUAAUAUAAUAUGCCAUUUAGCAGACGCUUUUAACCAAAGCAACUUACAGUCAUGUGUGCAUACAUUUUCAUGUAUGGGUGGUCCCUGGGUUCGAACCCACUACCCUGGCGUUACAAGUGCCAUGCUCUACCAAUUGAGCUACAGAGGUCCAUUCUAAAUGAAAACAAAUUUCACACAUAUAUUAUUUAGAUUAAAUCAAGAAUAGUCUGAUGGGUGACAAUAUUAGCCUAUCACUUAUGAAUGAUAUAUUAUCAUUUGUGAAUGAUGCCCAGCACAAGGCAAGAAACAAUGCCUUUUAUUGCAACUUUUUAAAAUCAUAGUCGCACACCUCAUGUAGCCUAGCCCAUAGGCCUAUAUGUUUUAAUAAGGAUUGUAUCACAACUAAAGCGGCCAAAUAACUUCUUAAAAUUAAGCACAUUAAUCCGCUUUACAGGGGUGUUAAGCCUAACUGGCAUACAUAAACUCCAGAGUGGUCUAAGGCACUGCAUCUCGGUGCUUGAGGCGUCACUACAGACCCCCUGGUUCGAUUCCAGGCUGUAUCACAACCGGCCGUGAUUGGGAGUCCCAUAUGGCGGCGCACAAUUGGCCCAGCAUCGUCCGGGUUUGGCCGGUGUAGACCGUCAUUGUAAAUAAGAAUUUGUUCUUAACUGACUUGCCUAGUUAAAUAAAGGUAAAAUAAAAUAACAUAAAUAAAAAUAAGCAGCGUGUGAGUUUCAAGUUUAGGGAAGAUAAUUUCCACCAUAAAAAUGCACCUGUGCGCUUUGCUGCACUUAUAAUGUGAAGAAAUAGCCUAAUAGUUUAUCAACAUUUAAAGCUAAACAUUCUGAUCUGUUGUGUCAGCCACAUUGCGUAAAAAUUAAUUUGGGAUCUAUCGCAUCCCACAACUGUCCCAGACUAUGUUUGGAAUAUUUAUUUCUCGCAUAGAAUAGGUCAACUUUUGUACUAUGGGGGAUAGUAGAUUGACAUAGGCUAGUGCUUUUGCUGUUCGUUAGGCCUACUCAUCUUGUUGGCUGACGAAAAGUAAAUGUGGACAGUUCUUCCAAUAUCUUCAAUAUGCACCUUGGAAUUGGAUAAGGACAUGCGCAGUUGCGUCCCCGAUGUGUCUGUCUUCACUUGUAGCCUGUGAGAAAGACCCGAUCACGUGAUGGAGAGCCAUGUGAAUGAGAGGUGCUUCGGAGUUCGCAGCACUCCGGGCCAAGGGCACAACGGCCACUGGCCGCAAAAGGCAUGGAUUUUGUUUAGGGUGCAUUACGGCCACACAAAGGGGAUGCCGCCGUGAAAUUCAAGGCAUUAUCAAGUGCUUGUCAAAUUCUGAACGAGAGACUGAUAAAGUGUGUACAGCCUGCGCAAAAAAACUGCAGAGCUCAUGCCUUUCAAGCAACUUUUUUCAAAUCAUCAUUAGAGUUGCCUAAUUUAUAAAAAAUCUAAACAUAUAGCCCAACGUUUGUAGAACACCUGAAGUUACAUAAAUAACUUUAAGCAUAAAGGAAUACCUAUUUCUUUGUUAACCGCUCAACACAAGAAUAGCCACAUGUGCGCACUCAAGUCAUUUGGAGAAAAUAUCAUUUAUAUUUUAUUCAGCUUUGUUCAAUUGUAUUCUACAUACUAUAAAAUAAUGCAAAUCUUGUCUGCUAAAUAAACCAGUGUAGCCCACAGUCAUUUGGCAUAGCCAGAUCAGGACCUAACAUAAGGACAACUCAUAGUAUGCUAUUUUGUUCUUCUGAAAUAGACUACAUUUUCUUCAUAUCUUGCUUCUUUAGACAUGUAUAAAAUAAAUAAUGGAUUUAUUGUGAAGGUGUAGGCUAUUGAGGGAAAAACGUUUUUGAUCCCCUGCUGAUUUUGUACGUUUGCCCACUGACAAAGAAAUGAUCAGUCUAUAAUUUUAAUGGUAGGUUUAUUUGAACAGUGAGAGACAGAAUAACAACAAAACAUCUAGAAAGACUCAUGUCAAAAAUGUUAUAAAUAGUUUUGCAUUUUAAUUAGGGAAAUAAGUAUUUGACCCCCUCUCAAUCAGAAAGAUUUCUGGCUCCCAGGUGUCUUUUUAUACAGGUAACGAGCUGAGAUUAGGAGCACACUCUUAAAGGGAGUGCUCCUAAUCUCAGUUUGUUACCUGUAUAAAAGACACCUGUCCACAGAAGCAAUCAAUCAAUCAGAUUCCAAACUCUCCACCAGGCCAACACCAAAGAGCUCUCCAAGGAUAUCAGGGACAAGAUUGUAGACCUACACAAGGCUGGAAUGGGCUACAAGACCAUCACCAAGCAGCUUGGUGAGAAGGUGACAACAGUUGGUGCGAUUAUUCGCAAAUGGAAGAAACACAAAAUAACUGUAAAUCUCCCUCGGCCUGGGGCUCCAUGCAAGAUCUCACCUCAUGGAGUUGCAAUGAUCAUGAGAACGGUGAGGAAUCAGCCCAGAACUACACGGGAGGAUCUUGUCAAUGAUCUAAAGGCAGCUGGGACCAUAGUCACCAAGAAAACAAUUGGGAACACACUACGCCGUGAAGGACUGAAAUCCUGCAGCGCCUGCAAGGUCCCCCUGCUCAAGAAAGCACAUAUACAGGCCCGUCUGAAGUUUGCCAAUGAACAUCUGAAUGAUUUAGAGGAGAACUGGAUGACAGUGUUGUGGUCAGAUGAGACCAAAAUCGAGCUCUUUGGCAUCAACUCAACUCGCCGUGUUUGGAGGAGGAAUGCUGCCUAUGACCCCAAGAAAACCAUCCCCACCGUCAAACAUGGAGGUAGAAACAUUAUGCUUUGGGGGUGUUUUUCUGCUAAGGGGACAGGACAACUUCACCGCAUCAAAGGGACGAUGGACGGGGCCAUGUACCAUUAAAUCUUGGGUGAGAACCUCCUUCCCUCAGCCAGGGCAUUGAAAAUGGGUCGUGGAUGGGUAUUCCAGCAUGACAAUGACCCAAAACACACGGCCUAGGCAACAUAGGAGUGGCUCAAUAAGAAGCACAUUAAGGUCCUGGAGUGGCCUAGCCAGUCUCCAGACCUUAAUCCCAUAGAAAAUCUGUGGAGGGAGCUGAAGGUUCGAGUUGCCAAACGUCAGCCUCGAAACCUUAAUGACUUGGAGAAGAUCUGCAAAGAGGAGUGGAACAAAAUCCCUCCUGAGAUGUGUGCAAACCUGGUGGCCAACUACAAGAAAUGUCUGACCUCUGUGAUUGCCAACAAGGGUUUUGCCACCAAGUACUAAGUAAUGUUUUGCAGAGGGGUCAAAUACUUAUUUCCCUCAUUAAAAUGCAAAUCAAUUUAUAACAUUUUUGACAUGCGUUUUUCUGGAUUUUUUUGUUGUUAUUCUGUCUCUCACUGUUCAAAUAAACCUACCAUUAAAAUUAUAGACUGAUCAUGUCUUUGUCAGUGGGCAAACGUACAAAAUCAGCAGGCGAUCAAAUACUUUUUUCCCUCACUGUAACAUGGAUUUAUUAUACUUUUUAAAAUGUAGAUGUUUCAAAGGUCUGCAUCAGUGGCUUGUAGGCUAUGUGUGGAAGCCAGGAGAUGCUAAAUGUGUUUAUGUUAAUUAACGUCAAUUACGGUGAGACCGACAGUUAUUUGCUCGACAAUCACCGGCUGACGAAAUUUCGUAACCGCCACAGCCAUAAUUACAUGAUAUCUCGUUCUGUGUUUUUGUUGUUCUGUAGGCAGCGCAUGAACUUCGAGUGGCCCAGACAGAGUUUGACAGACAGGCAGAGGUCACACGGCUCCUGCUGGAGGGCAUCAGCAGUACACACGUGAGUCAUGAUGUCACACAUGUGGAGUGGACAAACAUGACCACUACACAAAACCAUUCUCUUUAGCAUAUGCACUGUUUACCAUGUAUUAUGCUGUUUUAACAUGGUGGUCACAGGGUAUGUUGAGGUUGUCUUGUCUGUGUUUUGGAUAUGUUGUCUGUAGGUGAACCACCUGCGCUGCCUGCAUGAGUUUGUGGAGGCGCAGACAGCCUAUUACAAGCAGUGUUACCUGCACAUGCAAGACCUGCAGAAAGAGCUGGGCAGGUGAGGACUGGCUCUGGGUAGAUGCAGAGCAUUUAUAUUGGGCACACUUAGCUGGGGUGUCUAUGGCUGGCUUUCAUUUGCUGCAAGCUGUUUAUCAAUGACCGUCUCCACUGUUAUCUCUUAUGCUUUCAGUUCCAAUGGAGAUGUGUAAGUAACAUUUGAUGACGAUUACAGUUGAAGUCACCUUUACUCAACAUAUUUAUGUUCACCGUUUUUCUAAAUCAAACAUGAAGUCUUAUUAUUCCUUAGGGAAUGUGCUGUGUACCUUACGACUGUCUUCUCUCCCUAAACCUCUGCAGGUUUCCCAACGCGUUUGCUGGUAACCCGGGCCUCUCCAUGGCCUCCGGUGGCUCCUCUCCCCAGGGGAAUGCCACCCUACCCCUGGACACUGCCAGCGCUGUGGAGACAGACACACUGAAAAUCGAAGAGGUACAGGCUCCUGCCACGGGCACACGCAAGGCCAAGGUCCUGUACGACUACGACGCUGCCGACACCAGUGAGCUCUCCCUACUGGCUGACGAGGUGAGCACACAAUCCUUUCUUUCUGCACACCAGUGAUUAGUUUAAUCAGGUGUGUCCGUGAAAGGCUAGAAUAUGUGGACUGGUUGCUGGCUCAUGUACAGUUGCAUUGUAUUAACACUGCUGAAGCACUAUUAAUACACUACUGUAUGUUAUUUUGUCUUUUCCCAGCUAAUCACAGUUUACACAGUGCCAGGCAUGGACUCUGACUGGCUUGUUGGAGAGAGAGGGAACCAGAAAGGGAAAGUGCCUGUCACAUACCUGGAGCUGCUCAGCUAAAGAAACUACACUCAAAGAAAUACAUGGACAGACAGACACACACACAAACACACACACACAAAAUUGCACUCACAUGCCUUCAAACAUGCAGACAUCGACAAAUUCAAACAAGCAAACACACCCACUGUACAUUCUUUACGCACGAGGACUGCAUGAAAUCAUUGGUGAUUAUGAAGCCAAAUGCACUACAUUGAAUAUGGAUGAAUGGUUACCAUGACAACUUGGCAGAAAAUUCUGAAGUGUAAGACGUUUACAGAUUAUCUUAAUUUCACCCUGCUUCUCACCGCAGGAAAAUUAUCCUGCAGCAACAAGAAAUGUAAAUGAUUAUGUGGAUUAUAGUUAAGGGACAUUUUUGUAGGGGCUGAUAAAUUUUUUCAAUAGGGCAAAUCAAGUCUGGCAUUUUAAAAUGGAAAUUACAAACUUUAGAAGCCUUUUAAACCUUGAAUACACUACAAUUUGCAUUUCCUGCUGCGCUGGAAAAUUCUCUGCGACAACAGAGUGGUCAAAUUAAGAUAGCAGAUCAGUACAUACUGAAAUCCCCUGUAUUAUUCAGACUUUUUGAUUUUAUUUUAGGUGACCUAAAGCAGGUGUGAAGCUUCUUACUAGCGUCAUAGCCUACCCACUCAGUAGCACCUGUUUAAACUAUAUGCACCAAUGCAUGCACCAAUGCACCAAUCUUUUCCAUUCCAAAUACUAUUAGGGUACUGUACGUCUAAAACAUAUUCCAUACACCCUGUGCACCUCUGGUUAGUCCACAUUCCUAUGGCAUUUCCCUGCACAGCUCUACCACUACCUGGCACUGAAACAUUUCAUGGCCGUAUGCCCUGCUUAG
This is a messenger RNA of Coregonus sp. 'balchen', 13720 nucleotides long. The record is from the annotation of a GenBank genome assembly. Lineage: Eukaryota; Metazoa; Chordata; Actinopteri; Salmoniformes; Salmonidae.